Cryptosporidium ubiquitum is the source of this 729-nucleotide messenger RNA. RefSeq lists its product as uncharacterized. Gene Ontology annotation, cellular component: cytoplasm. Bases 1 to 729 code for a protein of 242 amino acids. The record is from RefSeq and is a predicted model, not a curated record. Lineage: Eukaryota; Apicomplexa; Conoidasida; Eucoccidiorida; Cryptosporidiidae. The transcript has a single exon. Gene Ontology annotation, biological process: signal transduction.
AUGAAGCUAUCAGAAGGUGCAUACAAGGCCAAAUUGGCUGAUAUGAUUGGUAACUAUAAUGAUGUAAUUAAAGUACUUACUGAAUCUUCAGACUUUAAAGAUAAUUCUCUCAUAUUGUUAUUAGCAGGAUCCCUGAGAAAUAGAGUUACUUCAAUUCGAAGUUCUCUUAAGUCUAUUAAGAGCCAAGAAGAAAAACUGAAAAAAAAAGAGAGCCUGGAUAAUGAAUUUUUACAAGUCAUUGAAAAUAUUAAAAAAGAAUUUGAGGAGUCAAUCCUGUUAGAAAGUGAAGAUGUUCUACAUAUUAUUGAUGAUAACUUGUUAAUGUAUUCAGGGGAAGGCACUAAAGCGUUUUGUAUUAAACUUAAGGGGGAUCUAAUGAGAUAUAGAGCUGAAAUCCUUAAAGAUGAGGAGAAGAAACAAUGCAUUAAACAGGCAGUUGAAUUAUAUGAAGAUGCUCUCCAACGUGAAAGAUCAAUUUUGAAAAACUACCCAUCAGAUCCUCUGUAUUUAGCAACAAUCCUCAAUUAUGCUAUUCUAAAGUAUGAAUUGUUGGAUAAUCCAGAAGGAGCUAUGAAAUUUACAAACAGAGCUAUCCAGGCAGCAGAGAACUCUAGAUCAGAAUCUGAACCUUUUUCUGAAAAUACAGAAAAACUUAUUAAAAUCUUAAAAGAUAAUGUAUCUCAGUGGGAACAAGGAUCUAGCGGUCUAUUAACUAGUGCGUUCUUCUAA